Dendrobium catenatum is the source of this 963-nucleotide messenger RNA. Its product is annotated as peroxidase P7-like. The coding region runs from base 1 to 963 and encodes 320 amino acids. Gene Ontology annotation, biological process: hydrogen peroxide catabolic process; response to oxidative stress. Lineage: Eukaryota; Viridiplantae; Streptophyta; Magnoliopsida; Asparagales; Orchidaceae. The transcript has 3 exons. The record is from RefSeq and is a predicted model, not a curated record. Gene Ontology annotation, molecular function: peroxidase activity; heme binding.
AUGGCCUUCAAUUUCAUCUGCAGAGUGUUACCUGCGCUUAUUCUACUGAGCUUGCUCAGUUGCAGAGUACAAGCCCAGCUCUUAACAACGGGGUUCUACGCUCGCACUUGCCCGAACUUGCAGAGCAUAGUGAGCUCAGCCAUGGCCAAAACAGUUGCUAAUGAACCUCGCAUGGGCGCUUCCAUUCUCCGCCUCUUCUUUCAUGACUGCUUUGUUAAUGGUUGUGACGCAUCAGUUCUUCUCGACGACACCCCAACUUUUACUGGUGAAAAGAACGCCUUCCCUAAUCAAAAAUCUAUUCGAGGUUUUGAAGUGAUUGAUACGAUAAAAUCUCUUGUUGAGGCCUCCUGCAAUGCCACUGUGUCUUGUGCUGAUAUUCUCGCCCUUGCAGCUCGUGAAGGUGUUGUUCAGCUGGGAGGGCCGUCAUGGCCGGUGGCCCUCGGUCGCCGGGACUCCAUUACGGCAAGCCAAGCCGCCGCGAACAACCACCUCCCAAGCCCUGGCUCAAGCCUCUCAACACUCAUCUCUGCCUUCGCGGCGAAGAAUUUGAGCCCCAGAGACAUGACUGCCCUUUCCGGAGCGCACACCAUCGGCCAGGCCCGCUGCGCCACCUUCCGCUCCCGCAUCUACAGUGACAACAACAUAAACCCCAUCUUCGCCGCCCUUCGAAGGCUGAACUGCCCCUCUUCUGGUGGCGACGACAACUUGGCUCCGCUUGAGCUUCAAAGCCCAAACCUUUUCGGAAUCAACUAUUACCAGAACUUGGUGGGAGGUGGCGGGCUCCUGCAUUCCGACCAAGAGCUGUUCAACAAUGGCGCUCAAGAUUCAUUGGUGAGACAGUACAGUUUAAAUCCUGUCUUGUUCUUCAAUGACUUUGCAGCAGCUAUGGUGAAGAUGGGAGCCAUUAGUCCUCUUACGGGCAACAAUGGCCAGAUCCGUUUGAACUGCAGGAAGGUCAAUUAG